Sodiomyces alkalinus F11 is the source of this 1278-nucleotide messenger RNA. Its product is annotated as heme oxygenase-like protein. The record is from RefSeq and is a predicted model, not a curated record. Lineage: Eukaryota; Fungi; Ascomycota; Sordariomycetes; Glomerellales; Plectosphaerellaceae. The coding region runs from base 302 to 1120 and encodes 272 amino acids. The transcript has a single exon.
GAACAAAUUUGUCGACUUCACCAGCCAAGAGUUCCAAGGUUGGUAUCGUAUAUAGGCAGGCAAGAAUAGAAGCCAAGGAUCGCGUACGACGGCCAAGACCGCUAAUGUGUGGGAGAAGAGAAAAGCCGCAAAUUUCUCAUGAUUAUAUGACGUGAAUUUUAACAUUCGAGGCGCACACUCAUAAAUCUCUUCUCUUUCGUUCUUCGCAUUGGUCUUGACAUAGCAGAUCCUUUACUUCUUUAUUAUCCGCCCAACCAGUUACUCACUAUCACCUUACUUUCUCCGCCUCUCCUGGAAGACCAUGGCCUCCUUUUCCCUCACUCAGACCCUCCUCACCUCCUCCCCGGAGGCCUACACCCGCGCAACCACGUCCCCCUUUCUUACCUCCGCCGCAGCCGGUACGACCCCGAAAUCCCUCCUAAGCCGCUGGCUGGCAAACGACCGCCUCUACAUCCACGCCUAUAUCCGGGGCGCCGGUCGUCUCCUCUCCUUCCUCUCCAUCCCGGAUCUCGCCCCGCCCGCCGACUCCCCCAACCCGGACCCGGCCACCCGCCUCCUCGACUGGCUCGUGGACGCCCUUGUCAACGUGCGCCGCGAGGAGAACUUCUUCAUCGAAACCGCUGCCCGCUUCGACCUCUCCAUCGACCUCCCCACCACCUGCGACGACGACAACGACAACAACAACAACAGCCCUCCCGCCGUCCCGGACGACCAAAAAUUGGAGGGCCUCCGUCGCUGGGAGUUUCUCUUCAACUCCGUAGCCCCCGGUCCAGCCGGCCAGCCCCUCCCUUGGCUGGAGGCCGCCGUCCUCUUCUGGGGUACCGAGGUCUGCUACCUGGACGCUUGGUCCGGCGUCAAGGGCCGCCUGGUCCCCCAGACCGACGACCCUUCACAGGACGCCGAUGGUGGCGCCCUCCGCACGCAGUUCCUCCACAACUGGACCAACGACGAAUUCGCCGAGUUCGUCCACAAGCUCGCCCGCAUCAUUGACGAUGCCGUGGCCGAGAUGGUCGCUUCUGGCGGUGAGGAGGUUAAAGCCCACUUGCUGGAGCGGGUGAAGCCUGUAUGGCAGGACGUUCUAUCAGCCGAGCAAUCGUUUUGGCCUGCUGCGUCUGAGUGAUUUCUAAAGCCUACCCGAAAAGAAGAAGGACAAAAAGAGUUGGCGGGGACCGAGUGGAUGUAUUAGAUCUUUUCUCGAAAAAAAAAAAUCGAAAAAAAGGAAAAUAUGGGACCCCUCCACCUUUCAUCUUUGUGGUAAAGAGAACGCCGACCUUAAAA